GUAAUGAACACUGGACUGAUAUGCAUUCUUGAUGUUGAUCUUGCCGGUGUAAAAUCUAUAUAUGCAGUUCGAUCGAAGCUGAAUCCUCGCUUUAUAUUUAUUCGGCCACCUUCUAUGACGAUAUUGGAGAAACGAUUACGCGAUAGAGGGACAGAAACUGAAGAGAAAUUGCAGGCUCGCAUUUCGCGAGCGAAUGCCGACAUAGUGUUCGCCGAUAGCAUGGAUGGCAAGGUGUGUGACAUCUACAUGUAA
Molecule: messenger RNA, 252 nt
Organism: Protopolystoma xenopodis
Lineage: Eukaryota; Metazoa; Platyhelminthes; Monogenea; Polystomatidea; Polystomatidae
Source: the annotation of a GenBank genome assembly